Messenger RNA from Corythoichthys intestinalis (scribbled pipefish), 1964 nucleotides. It is a transcript of the gene qrfprb, whose product is annotated as pyroglutamylated RFamide peptide receptor b. Bases 207 to 1508 code for a protein of 433 amino acids. Gene Ontology annotation, molecular function: neuropeptide Y receptor activity; peptide binding. Lineage: Eukaryota; Metazoa; Chordata; Actinopteri; Syngnathiformes; Syngnathidae. Gene Ontology annotation, cellular component: plasma membrane. The record is from RefSeq and is a predicted model, not a curated record. Gene Ontology annotation, biological process: cellular response to hormone stimulus; G protein-coupled receptor signaling pathway. The transcript has 6 exons.
CUCAAGUGAUCAAUAAGUACUAAUACUUUUAGAGGUGAGACUCUUCAAACAGUGAAGUAAAAGUGUCAGUACUUUUACCUGAAACAAGGGGAGGAGGAGGUAGCAGCAGCACAAGCCCCACUUUCACUCCCCCUCCUCCUCCCUUCGGAUGCCACUGAGGCAAGCGGCUCUCAUCUUCCACAAUCAUCUGUUAGGAGGCGGCGGCGAUGUCGGUGGCCUCUACAGAUGCUCGCUCGUCCUCGCCGGGCCCCAAGAUCACCCCGGAGGUGCUGCAAGAGACGCUGCAGUACUACAACCUCAGCCGGCAGGAGUUCAUCAGCACUUACAACAUCCAGCCGCUGGUGUACAUCGCCGAACUGCCGCGCGGAGCCAAGACUGGCUUUGUGAUCAUCUAUGCACUCAUCUUUGCGCUCGCACUUAGCGGCAACAGUUUGGUUAUUUCUGUGGUGGUGAAAAAGCGCGCCGUGCACACUGCCACGGACAUCUUCAUCUGCUCGCUGGCUGUCAGCGACCUGCUCAUCACUUUCUUCUGCAUGCCUUUCACCCUGCUGCAGAACAUCACUUCACAGUGGUUUGGAGGCGUGCUCGUUUGCAAGACGGUUCCUUUUGUGCAGACCACGGCGGUGGUGACGUGCAUUCUCACCAUGACCUGCAUUGCCAUCGAGAGAUACCUGGGUAUCGUUUUCCCGCUUCGAAUGAGGCGACAGUCAACUUCUAAAAGGGCAUACAUGAUGCUAGGGGUGGUGUGGCUCGCUUCAGUUAUCGUGGGAUCGCCUAUGUUGUUUGUGCAGCAGCUCAUAGUGAAGUACGAUUUUGUGUACGACAGUCACCACGUUUGCUGCCAGGAGAUCUGGCGCUCCUUGAGUGACCGGCAGGCAUACACCACCUUUAUCAUGGUGGCACUAUUCCUACUCCCUCUCACCGCCAUGCUUUUCCUCUACACCCGCAUCGCCUUUGAGCUGUGGAUCCGCAAAAGGGUGGGCGACUCUUCGGUACUCAACACCAUGAAUCACCGGGAGCUUGUCAAGAUGGACAGGAAGAAGAAGAGAGCUGUCAAGAUGAUGGUUAUCAUUGUUCUGCUAUUCACCGUUUGCUGGGCACCUUUCCACACAGUUCACAUGCUCUUUGAAUACUAUGACUUGGAGAACAAAUAUGACGGCGUAACGCUCAACAUGAUCGUUGCAGUCGUGCAGGCCAUCGGGUUCUUCAACAGCUUCAACAAUCCUAUCGUGUACGCCUUCAUGAACGAGAACUUCAAGAAGAGCUGCGUCACAGCGCUCUCGCAGUGCAUGCGGAAGCCGCACCAGAACGAGAAUGUCCAAGCGCCACCCGUGCAGUUUAUCAAACCUCAAACCAGGGAGGCCUUCCUGGAGUUGGACUCUGGCGGCAGCCCAAAGCAGCGCGCAGCCGACAAAGGCCCGUCGUGUGGCGAGAGCUCCCACGGGGAAGUCAGAGAAAAGCUUUCCACUGUUCAAACCGAACUUGUCGUAAACUCUCAAGAGACAUGAGUUCCAAAGUGAUGAGAUUUGGAAGAAAUAGUGAAUUGAAAAACAGGGCUAUAUCAGCCUUAGUCCAGAGAAACCAUUGCUUUAAGGCAUUUUAAGUCUUUUAGAAUUUGGCAGGGUUAAAUCUGGCAACAGUUGGUGCAGCUGAGAAUGUGUGAGAUAUUGUUUUUGUGUAUUAUGAUACAAAAAAGGUUUCAGGGGUCUAGGGCUGCAGCUAUCGAAUAUUUUAGUAAUCGACUGAAAAUUCUAUCGAUUAAUCGAGUAAUCGGAUAAAACUUUUUUUUUUAGGUAAAGAGCAAUUAUACAUAUAGAUGUGAAAACAAGACAUUUCAUGUAAUAUUGAACCAAUUUCAGUCAAUCAAUGUCUCUAUUUUCGAUGUACAUUGUUGAAAACAGCCAACAAUUUCAUCUCAAAUGUGACAAAAAAAGACUAAUUCACUGCUUUCAAUCCAAAAACUU